AUGAACUUAAAAGAAUAAGAAUCAAUUAAUGAUUAUUUUAAGGAUGAUUCAAAAUUUAUUGGAGAAUUCUAAUUGCCUGAUUAUAAGGUAAUGCGUGGAUAUAUUGGUGGAUAUGGAGAUGAAUUGAGACUAUAUUACACUAAAUUUGAUCCACCAAAUAAAAAAGCAUCUUUAUGCAUUGUUCAUGGCUUUGGAGAACAUUAAGGAAGAUUUUUACAUGUAUGUGAAAACACUAUAUAUUGAGAUUGCUGAUAUUUUUGCUAAAAUGAAUUAUGCUGUUCAUUUAAUAGAUUUAAGAGGAUUCGGAUAUUCAGGAGGUCCAAGAGGAUCAUAAACAUUAAAAGAAUUACAUAUGGACAUCGAAGUCUUAUUAAGACAAGUAUCUAAAGAUAUUCCAUUAUUUCUUUAUGGCCAUGCAAUGGGUGGUUUACUCAUAAUUAGUUUUUUAAUUAGGAAUCCUUAAUUAAAAGUAAGAGGGAUUAUAACUACUGCCCCAAUGCUUGGAUUUCCUAUGGAUAGAAAACUGAAGGGAAUCAAAUAUAUUGCAGUUAAAUAUUUUGGACAUUACAUGGAAGUAUAAAAUUAUGAUUAUUUAUUUUUUUUGUAGGAUUUAGUAAUAAAUACUAAACUGAACAUUACUGGAAUGAGCAAAAAUGAUCAACAUAUUUAAAGAUGUUUUGAAGAUAAGUUAAUGAUGCCUUUACUGGGUAUUGGUAUGGCCAAAAGUAUUCUUGAAACUUUAAAUUAUAUGGAGUCAAAAGUUUAGACAUUUAAAUACCCCAUCAUAAUUUUACAUGGUAAACAGGAUGCUGUUUCAAGUUAUCAUGAAAGUGUAAGAUUUUAUGAAAAAUGUGGUAGUCAAGAUAAAUCAAUUAAAUUGUUUGAGAAUGGUUAUCAUGAACUGUAACAUGAUUUUGAAUUUGUUGAAAUGAAACAAAUAAUUAUUGAUUGGUGUUCUAUACGAUUGCAAAAAGCUGAGCCAUUUGGUAAAUAUCUAUAAAUAUUUAGGUAUUUUAUUGCAAUCAAGAUUAAAUUAUGGUAUUCCUAUUGGAAAGAAUAAUAGCAUCAAAAUUCUGAUGGGUUUACUUUUCUUGCUAUUGUAUUUAUUAGUGAUUUUGAAAUUUAAGAGAAGAUUCUAAAAAUAUUAAUAUCCGAUUAUUCCUUUGAUGAUAAUAUAUAGAUAUUAUAAUAAAAAUUUAUGAAAAAUUUUAGACGAAACUUUAAUCAAACAAACAGACCUUUUAGAAAUAAUAGAGGACCUCGAUCUAAUUUCAAAAGAAAAUUCAGUAAAGAUGAUAAUGAUCACAAAAACAAUAAUUAAUGUAAAUGGCUUAUUAUAGACUAUCCAUUUAAUAGCCGAUAGGAGACCAUUCAAAAGAAGUUUUAGAUUCAAAAAGUCUGGUAAAUUUGAUGCAUUCAGGACUGGAAAAAGAAGAUUUAGAAAGUUGUCUGAAAAUAAAGGUGAAAAUUUAGAAAAUAAAUUGGAUAAAUAAUUAGAAUAAUAUAAGAGUGGAUAAUAAGUUGUAGGAAAUAGUGGUAUAAAUUUUGAUUUAUUUAAUAGCAUCUUCUAAAUUAGACAAUGCAUUAGAUGCAUAUUUUUCUAGAAAAGGAUCAAAUACAAAAGAAAAUAACUUAGAUAAAGAAUUAGCAAGUUAUUGGAAAAAAAAUAAUUGAU
Molecule: messenger RNA, 1675 nt
Organism: Paramecium pentaurelia
Lineage: Eukaryota; Ciliophora; Oligohymenophorea; Peniculida; Parameciidae
Source: the annotation of a GenBank genome assembly